GAAGAACUAUUAAUUAUAUUAAGUAACAGUUAAUGUAUCUGUCUUCUUCACUUUAAUCGCAUAUUAAAUACUGCAACAAAAUGUUGGGAAGAGAAAGAUUUUUACUUUACGUGCUUUUGAUCAUUUGCUAUUGUUCUUAUACAGAACAAUACCCCGAACACUACCUAAAAGAUAAAAGACCUAUGUGUUAUCCUGAGAUGGAAGAAGUUAUAAAUCAUAGGAAAGCUAGAAUUGUUGGAGGUUUCACUGCCGAAGAUAGAUUUGACCAAAUGAGAUUUGUGGCCGAGAUUCAUACUCCUAAAAAACGAUUGUGUCUAGCCACUGUGGUUACCGAAAAACAUUUAAUAACAGCCGCUCAUUGUCUUUACGGGUAUGUAAUUAUAACUGUUUUGCAUUAAUAUAUUUUUAAAAAAGUGAUAACAAUUGAAUAAAUUUGUUAGUGAAUAAAGUUUAGUACUAGUGCUAGAAACGAAACUAGUUU
Centruroides sculpturatus (bark scorpion) is the source of this 481-nucleotide messenger RNA. RefSeq lists its product as uncharacterized. The transcript is spliced from 5 exons. The record is from RefSeq and is a predicted model, not a curated record. The coding region runs from base 81 to 398 and encodes 105 amino acids. NCBI's taxonomy places the organism in Eukaryota, Metazoa, Arthropoda, Arachnida, Scorpiones, Buthidae.